ACAUUCGAAACCAUGGAGUACUUCAGUUUGAAGAGAUCGACCGUUGCCGACCGCGGCCAGGCCAACCUGUCAAGCAAGGUCUAUGUGCGGUCAACGAAGAGUGGCAAGGUCCAAAAGAUUGUGAGGGAACUGUACCUGCGACAAGACAUCCCAUGUUCGUCAAAUCUUUGCAGAGAAUGCCUGGAGAUUGCGCCGACAGAUUACUCGAAGAAAGUUGCACCGUUCGUACUUUCAGAUACACCAGCAGGGUCCAAGAACUUCCCUAACGGACGGUAUCUCGUUCCGGACACUAAUGCUUUUCUGACCGGAAUGGACUUAUUUGAGGUCGAGACAGCUUUCCAUGAUGUCAUAGUACUGCAGACUGUGCUUGAGGAGGUUAAGAACCGAUCAUUGCCACUCUAUCAUCGUCUGAUUGCAUUGACGAAGAAUGAGGGGAAACGCUUCUACGUCUUCUUCAACGAAUUUCGUCAAGAGACACACAUCCCCCGUGACCAGGGAGAAACCAUCAACGACCGCAAUGAUCGAGCUGUCAGAAGAGCUGUACAGUGGUACAACCAGCACAUCACCGAAGCAGUAGCUGCGCGAAGCAAGAAACAGAAGCGCAUACCUACUGUGGUCAUGAUCAGCGAUGACAGAGACAACCUGCGUAAGGCCAAGGCAGAGAGUGUACCUGGUAUUACGCUAUCUGACUUCGUGUCUGGUCUCGAGAACGCAGAUGAGCUAUUGGACAUGAUCAGUGCCGCACAGGAGCAAAGAGAGGUCCGCUCGAAGAAGCCUGAAGUGUUCUAUCCGGAUCACCUCUCGGUAUCUAAGAUGAUGACUGGCGUUAAAGCUGGCACCAUGCACCAAGGCAUAUUCAAUGUUUCGCAGUACAAUUACCUAGAAGCCUCGGUGAAGGUCCCCGCAUUUGAUAAAUCUCUCAUCAUCUUGGGACGAGAAAACAGCAAUCGAGCAGUUUCCGGCGACGUCGUAGUUGUUGAAGUACUACCUCAGGAUCAGUGGAAGGCGCCAUCGACAAAAAUCGUGGAGGAAGACACUGUGGCCAAAAACGACAACGCCGAACAAGAGGAGGGCGAGAACGUCGUGACCGAGAGGGAGAAGCGAGCACUGCAAGAGGAGGUCAAGCGCGCGCACGGGCGAAGCACAGAAGGCAAGGCGCAGCCAACGGCUCGCGUCGUGGGUAUAAUUAAGCGCAACUGGAGGCAAUACGUGGGGCACAUCGAUCGCGAUUCCGUACGUUCAACAGCGAAGACAAGCAGGCAGCAACAGACAGUCUUCCUUGUACCUAUGGACAAGACCGUACCUAAGAUCAGGAUACGGACUCGUCAAGCCGGAGAGCUUCUCGGGCAGCGUGUUCUAGCGACUAUCGACUCAUGGGAAAAGGACUCAAGAUACCCUGUUGGCCACUUUGUGCGCUCGUUAGGAGAGCUGGAGUCCAAAGGUGCCGAGACGGAAGCUCUUCUGUUGGAAUGGGACGUACAGUACAAGCCCUUCCCCAAGACGGUACUGGAUUGCCUACCUGCUGAAGGACACGACUGGAAGGUGCCCGUGAGCACAGAUGAUCCAGGCUGGAAGGGGCGAAGAGAUCUGCGUGAUCUCAUUGUCUGUAGUAUUGACCCUCCUGGUUGCGUUGAUAUCGACGAUGCACUACACGCAAGGAAGCUGCCAAACGGCAACUACGAGGUCGGUGUGCACAUCGCUGAUGUAUCACACUUUGUGAAGCCAAACAACGCUAUGGACAAGGAAGCUAGUCAACGUGGUACAACGGUGUACCUUGUUGAUAAGCGCAUCGACAUGUUGCCGAUGCUUCUCGGAACAGAUCUCUGCUCACUGAAGCCGUAUGUUGAGCGAUAUGCUUUCUCUGUCAUCUGGGAGGUCAACGAGAAUGCCGAUAUCAUCAACUCACAGUUCACAAAGUCGGUUAUCCGUUCAAGAGAAGCCUUCAGCUACGAACAAGCACAACUACGCAUCGAUGAUGCAUCACAGCAGGACGAGCUGACAACCGGCAUGCGUACAUUGCUGAUGCUAUCUCAAAAGCUGAAACAAAAGCGAAUGGACGCAGGAGCACUGAACCUUGCAUCGCCCGAAGUCAAGGUCCGAUCAGAGUCUGAGACUUCAGACCCGGUUGACGUCCACGUCAAGAAGUCAUUGGCCACGAAUUCCCUUGUCGAAGAGUUCAUGUUACUCGCCAACAUCAGUGUCGCGGCAAGGAACUACGAAGCCUUCCCCCAGACCGCUUUGCUACGUCGCCACGCUGCGCCACCCAAGUCCAACUUCGAGGAGCUCGCAAACCAGCUGAAGGUUAAGAAAGGUCUGGAACUUCGGAGUGACAGCUCUGGUGCAGUAGCAGACUCACUCGACAAGUGCGUGGAUCCGAACAACCCAUUCUUCAACACCCUCGUCAGAAUCAUGGCCACACGGUGCAUGAUGUCUGCAGAGUACUUCUGCGCUGGUACACAAGCGUACCCUGAGUUCAGGCAUUAUGGUCUUGCGAGUGAGAUCUACACACAUUUCACAUCACCCAUCCGUCGUUAUGCCGAUCUCGAAGCCCAUCGACAGCUUGCCGCCGCGAUCGAGUACGAACAGCUCGAUGCCAGCCUGCAUUCGAAGGCUAAGCUCGAGGCUGUCUGCAAGAACAUCAACGUCCGUCAUCGUAACGCACAGAUGGCUGGACGUGCUUCGAUUGAGUACUAUGUCGGCCAAGCGCUGAAGGGUAAGGACAUUACGGAGGAGGGGUUCAUUAUGAAGAUCUUCUCAAAUGGCUUCGUUGUCUUCGUGCCACGCUUUGGUAUUGAGAGCUUGAUUCGUCUGAGAGACCUGGCUACACCUGAGCCGGACGCUGAGUUCGAUGCUGACAACUACCAAUUGAACAUCAAGGGCGACUUGAACAGGAGCGUUGAGCUGUUUGAGAGGGUCAUGGUCAGGAUUACGGAUGAGGUGGAGGAGAGCACUGGAAAGAGGAAGGUCAAGCUGACUCUGGUGUAAAUCCUUAGCACAGAAGAGU
Molecule: messenger RNA, 3004 nt
Organism: Macroventuria anomochaeta
Lineage: Eukaryota; Fungi; Ascomycota; Dothideomycetes; Pleosporales; Didymellaceae
Product: RNB-domain-containing protein
Exons: 2
Coding region: 13-2985 (990 amino acids)
Biological process (GO): rRNA catabolic process
Cellular component (GO): nuclear exosome (RNase complex); cytoplasmic exosome (RNase complex)
Molecular function (GO): endonuclease activity; 3'-5'-RNA exonuclease activity; RNA binding
Source: RefSeq, a predicted model, not a curated record